Exophiala spinifera is the source of this 2712-nucleotide messenger RNA. RefSeq names its product chitin synthase 3. The record is from RefSeq and is a predicted model, not a curated record. Bases 1 to 2712 code for a protein of 903 amino acids. Gene Ontology annotation, molecular function: chitin synthase activity. Gene Ontology annotation, cellular component: cell periphery; cell septum. Lineage: Eukaryota; Fungi; Ascomycota; Eurotiomycetes; Chaetothyriales; Herpotrichiellaceae. The transcript is spliced from 2 exons.
AUGGCGCACCAGUACCCUGGCCACCAGCUCAAUGAUCUCCCCCAUGGCAAUAACUACAGACCGACGACUGGUCAUUCGGACGAUGAAGCAGAGCACUCUCUGUUACAUCAGAACGCCGCAUACCAAGUCCCGUACGAUGUUCCUCAUUCACGGCCAUUGACACCUGGACAAGAGUCGAUCUACACACUAAACGAGUCAUAUGUUGGGGGAGAUCCUUCAAAAGUUCCAGUGACAGGCACAAAUUACAAUUCGCAACCGUAUGGUCAGCAAGAAGGCUACGGCUACAGUUCGCAGGUCAACUUGCCCGCCCAGACAGGCCCGAACCCCAGCAACCCCAUGAGCACACAAGAUGCAUGGCAGGAACGGCAAGCUCCUGGGUACGGUACACUCAAACGCUAUGCUACAAGAAAGGUUAAGCUCGUUCAAGGAAGCGUUCUGAGUAUCGAUUACCCGGUUCCCAGUGCAAUCCAGAAUGCCAUUCAGUCCAAGUACCGAAACGAUCUUGAGGGUGGUAGUGAGGAAUUUACACAUAUGCGAUACACAGCGGCGACGUGUGACCCGGACGACUUCACUCUGAAAAAUGGCUAUAAUCUACGACCGGCCAUGUACAAUCGUCAUACUGAACUGUUGAUCGCCAUUACCUACUACAACGAAGACAAAGUCUUGACGGCGCGCACGCUUCAUGGUGUGAUGCAGAACAUUCGUGACAUUGUGAACUUGAAGAAAUCCGAAUUCUGGAACAAAGGUGGUCCCGCCUGGCAGAAGAUUGUGGUGUGCCUGGUUUUCGAUGGUAUCGACCCUUGCGACAAGAACACACUGGAUCUGUUGGCCACUGUCGGUGUCUACCAAGAUGGGGUCAUGAAAAAGGACGUUGAUGGCAAGGACACGGUGGUGCAUAUUUUCGAGUACACGACUCAGCUUUCCGUGACAGCUAAUCAGCAACUGAUUCGACCCAAUGACAAUGAUGCGACCUCCUUGCCUCCCGUCCAAAUGAUAUUCUGUCUGAAGCAGAAGAACAGCAAGAAGAUCAACUCCCAUCGAUGGCUCUUCAAUGCCUUCGGACGGAUCUUGAACCCAGAAGUUUGCAUUUUGCUCGAUGCAGGUACAAAGCCUGGCCCCAAAUCUCUCAUGGCUCUGUGGGAGGCAUUCUACAACGACAAAGACCUUGGCGGUGCUUGUGGUGAAAUUCAUGCCAUGUUGGGUCGUGGAGGUGUCUUUGGCAGAAAGUUGCUCAACCCUCUGGUCGCGGCUCAGAACUUCGAGUACAAGAUCAGUAACAUCCUGGACAAACCGCUGGAAAGCUCAUUCGGAUAUGUCAGUGUCUUGCCUGGUGCAUUCUCUGCGUAUCGCUUUAGAGCCAUCAUGGGUCGCCCUCUCGAGCAGUACUUCCACGGUGACCACACACUCUCGGCACGACUGGGCAAGAAAGGCAUCGAAGGCAUGAACAUUUUUAAGAAAAACAUGUUCUUGGCCGAAGAUCGUAUCUUGUGUUUCGAACUGGUGGCCAAGGCUGGAUCCAAAUGGCACCUUUCGUACGUCAAGGCAUCCAGAGCCGAAACAGAUGUACCUGAAGGCGCCCCUGAAUUUAUUGGUCAACGUCGACGUUGGUUGAACGGUUCCUUUGCCGCCUCCAUCUAUUCCCUCAUGCAUUUCUCUCGCAUGUACAAAUCCGGGCACAACCUCAUUCGAAUGUUCUUCUUCCACAUUCAGAUGCUAUACAACAUUGUCUCCGUCCUUCUCUCCUGGUUUUCUCUUGCGUCGUUCUGGCUCACGUCGAAAAUUCUGAUGGAUCUUGUCGGUCAACCUAGCACUGCAAACGACAACACAGCAUUUCCGUUUGGUGACAAGGCGACUCCCAUUGUCAACACCGUCCUGCAAUAUCUCUAUCUAGCCUUCCUCCUACUCCAGUUCAUCCUCGCGCUCGGAAAUCGGCCCAAGGGUUCGAAGAUGGCGUACAUCAUGUCAUUCGCCCUCUUUGCACUUAUCCAGUUGUAUGUCAUGGUUUUGUCCAUUUACCUGGUGGUUCGAGCAUUCACAACCAAAGACGGCACCGACAUUGUGACGAACGAGGGUGCCAACGAGUUUGUUAAAUCAUUCUUUGCAUCGACAGGACCGGGUAUUGUCAUAAUCGCAUUGGCGUCUACAUUCGGCUUGUAUUUCGUCGCUUCCUUCCUGUACUUGGAUCCAUGGCACAUGUUCACCUCUUUCUUUCAAUACCUGCUCCUGAUGCCGUCGUUCAUCAACAUCCUCAUGAUUUAUGCUUUCAGCAAUUGGCACGACGUCUCAUGGGGUACGAAGGGUUCCGAUAAGGCAGAAGCCUUGCCAUCCGCCCAGUCAAAGAGGGACGAGAAGGGCAAGACGGCAGUCAUCGAGGAAAUCGAUAAACCACAGGCGGAUAUCGACAGUCAGUUUGAAGCCACCGUGAGACGUGCCCUAGCUCCCUACAAGCCUCCGGAGGAGAAAGAAGAAAAGACCCUUGAGGAUUCGUACAAGAACUUCCGAACUCGACUUGUCGCCACUUGGCUUUUCUCAAAUGCCCUGCUGGCCGUCGCAAUUACUAGUGACAGUGUCGACAAAUUCGGAUUCACUGUAAGUUCUAUCUCCCUCCCUCGAGGUGGAUGUUUCACUAAUGAAAUGCCCAGUCUAAAGCAACGACUCGAAGUAGUCACUAUUUCCAAGCUCUGCUCUGGACCACGGCGGUUCUAUCACUGA